UUCUUUAAGACACGAGUAAACAGGUUUGGCAGGUGUAUCGGAAGCUUCUAACGUAACCUAUCUUACCUGCGCCAGGUAAGAGUGCUUAAAACUCAACUUGAAACUUCGUGACGUCUUCGAACCUGGUGAAAACACCUUUGUGAUAAAAUGAAUAAUCCGAUUCCUACUAAUCUGAAGUCCGAGGCCAAGAAGGCAGCUAAAAUACUCAGAGAAUUCACUGAAAUAUCCAACAGAAUGGGGCCUGACAAACUUAUUCCAGCCCAUGUCAUUGCAAAGGCUGAGGGACUGGCUAUCCUGUCAGUCUUUAAAGCGGGUUUCAUGAUUACUGCAAGGGGUGGCAGUGGGAUAGUGAUCGCAAGGCUUGCUGAUGGAAGAUGGUCUGCUCCUUCAGCCAUUGGUAUAGCUGGUCUUGGUGGAGGAUUUGAGAUUGGUCUUGAGACAUCAGAUUUUGUCAUCAUCUUGAAUCAGAGAAAAGCUGUGGAUGCUUUCAGUAAAGGGGGCAAUCUCACACUUGGAGGAAACUUCACUGUGGCUGUUGGCCCACUUGGCAGGAAUUUGGAGGCAGAUGUGGCAGUUCGCAGUACAGCGGCUGUCUACUCGUACUGCAAAUCUCGUGGCCUCUACGCUGGCGUGUCUCUCGUAGGUUCUUACCUCAUUGAACGCAAGGACGCCAACCGAAAGUUCUAUGGUCAAGACAUUCGUGCUUCUGCAAUUCUCAAUGGAGAUGUAGAACCUCCACCUGAAGCACAUGACUUGUACACCAUUUUGGAGGACUACACUGAUAAAUAUACCAACGAGUGGCAGAACAAAAACAUGCGCACAAGCAAGAUGAGUUCAGCACCAGCUAGACCAAAGCCUCCCACACAGAGAGCUGCCUCCUCUUACACACCCAGGACAGAGGCCUUCACUGCUGCAAAGCCAGCUCUCUAUCCGAGCUUAGACUUAAACUGGGAUACUGCAAGCUCAGAUCAAGCAUCAGGUGGUGCUCUAGUGGUCACAGCUGUCCAUCCAUUCACCAGCCAGCAGCCUGGGGAUCUGAGUUUUGCUCCAGGAGACCGCAUCACUGUUAUUACCAAAACUGAAUCACGGUAUGACUGGUGGGAAGGUGAACUAAGAGGGCAGGUGGGGAUCUUUCCAGCCAAUUUUGUGUCCUAAUGCUGAGAGUUGCUUAAAAUGCUUAGAAAAAGACCUGUCAUCUACCAGAUGACAUGUCUGCAAUCGAAGGGUCCCUUUCUUAUUUGCAGUUUGAAAUGAAGUUAAGGAUGAAGCUGUAUAUUUUUAGGAGCACUUAUGUUCAGUGUUCCCAAAGGUUUUAUUUCUAAGUGAUGACAAUUACUUUUUUUUUAAUGUUCAGGCAUAGGUGAAUUACUUUCCUUUUUUAAUGUUAGCCAUUCAGUUACUAGCUUGUGGGUACACCUUUGUUAAAGCAUUAUUUAAAGUUAUUGUAGCUCACUUUUUGGGGGGGGGUUUGGUUUUUUGUUUAGAAACUGGUUUUAUAUGGUUUAUUUUGCUAUUGUUGGGAAUCACACUGUAAUUCAUAUAUUGUUUUAUUUUAUCCAGACAAAGUAAUUAUUUAAAUCAUAACAUAUAUGUGUGAUAUUUGAAGUGCAAUUGCUUUGGUAUUUGAAAUAUGGAAGCAGUGUUUUGUCAUUGGUAAAAUAACAAAAGUCACUGUGUUGAGUUAUUGUUCAACAAUGCACAAUUUAACAAACUUGAAAAUGGCAAAGAAGGCUACAUGGACAUGCCUUGUUUUAGAUAAACUACUGUAUACAACUUUAUAACCUCACAUCUGCCUUGAUCCACUUUUUUAUUUGAUUGUUUUGGCUUUUUUCUCUCUGAGGAAGAGGUUGAAUGAAAUAGGAUUUACUGAUAUUUGCACAAUUGUAAAUGGACCAUUGUAGCUGUAUUUCCUACUGUUUUUAAAUAUAUAAUGUAUAAGUCAAAGUUUAACUGAUCUAAUAAAGAAACUUAUUAGGUUUCCUAAAUCUUGCACUCAUUAUUUGUCUACUACCUGUGUUAAGAUGUUAAAAAAAGUGUCAAUAAAUUGUUCUAA
Molecule: messenger RNA, 2053 nt
Organism: Xyrauchen texanus (razorback sucker)
Lineage: Eukaryota; Metazoa; Chordata; Actinopteri; Cypriniformes; Catostomidae
Gene: sh3yl1
Product: SH3 and SYLF domain containing 1
Exons: 10
Coding region: 148-1155 (335 amino acids)
Cellular component (GO): ruffle membrane
Molecular function (GO): protein binding; phosphatidylinositol binding
Source: RefSeq, a predicted model, not a curated record